GCAAUCAACAACAGAUGAAAUUAGGGAUUUGGAUAUAUAAAAAAAAAAUCUAUUCUAGAAUAAAUCUUAUGGACUGAUGAAAAAAAUGUAUAGUCCCUACCGGAUGGGUUCAAAAGUCUCCAAAUAUCCGAAAGACCAAGAUCUUUACACAUCCUGUGAAGUGUCAGUGUUGCUCUAGGGGGUUUACACACUUUUGCUUCACUAUGAUCAAGGACUGAAUCCAUCAAAAGAUUAAAGUCUCCUCCCAAUAUUAUAUCAUGAGGGGUACCAGCAGUUUGCAACAUCCCUUCAAGAUCUAUAAAAAAGCCUUGAUCAUCAACGUUAGGUGCGUAAAUAUUAGCCAAAAUCAGACUUUGCCCUUGAAUUUCAGCUAAAACAAUAAUUAAUCUUCCUAAUUUAUCAUUAAUCUGUUUGAGAAAUUUGAAUUGUAAAUGUUUAUUAGUCAAUAUAAUGACUCCCUUGCUCUUACUUGAGCCAACACUAAAGAAAACAUGUCCACCCCAUAUCUUCCCAAAUUUUUCAGCUUCCUGCGGGGAAAGAUGUGUUUCUUGAAGAAACACUGUAUCAUAUUUCUUAUAUUUAAGAAAAGUAAUAACCUUCCUUCUUUUUAUGGGGUGCCCCAACCCAUUCACAUUCCAUGUGGAAAGAGAUAGUACACUCAUAUUAACAACUGACAUAUUGAUAUAAAAAAAACAAAAUUGUGUGUGAAAAAACAAUUAUGAAGACCACAUUCCCCAUUAGUGAAACAAUCAACCCCCGAACAUCACCCGGAACAAAACAAACAGAAAAAAGAAAAACGUGCACAUUAACCCCGCGUAUGACAGCGCCAACCGGCGACAAUCCCUCUAAACUCAAAAGGUCCAUGAAUGCCCACGAGUCCCCACGACAACUUUGCCAACGGAUUGCUCAAUUUUGCCUCACAAAUUUGUGAGGCAAAAUUACAUAACAGAAAAUACUUUGUGAAAUAAACCCAGUCAAUAGGAAGAAUGAACACAAAGAAUGUGUAGAUUCAUUCACAGAACUGUCUCAAAGGUGUGAUCUUCCACAAAACAAAUUCCAGCUGAUAUAAAACAGUUCAGAUUCCGUGGACAGACAAACGAAUGUUCAGUGAGCCAGCUGUUAUGAGUUCAGCGGAUGACGUAAUCCACAGCUGUUCCAAAGGAGUGUUAUUCAACAGAACAAGCUCCAGCCGCUAGGCGGAACCAAUACAAAAAGAAACAAAACCGGCAUCCCGGUUCCCUGGAUGGUCGAGUCAAUUCACUCGGAGGCUGCAUAAACGUAUAUACCAUGACUUACACAUUCCGUCAACUUUAUAAAAGACAUCCUUUGUGUGAGCAUGUAGAUAUUUUGCGGUCAUUCGUAGUGUCCACUCUCAAACUGGCCAGGAACUUCAAUGCAAAUGUAAUCUUCCAUCAAUGCAAAAGUUUCUUUAAGGAAAAGUGUUAUUCACAAAACAAGCUCCGGCCGCUCGGCGGAGCCAACGCAAAAAACCCAAAAUGUCACCCAGCUUCCUCAAGAGUUAGGUACAGCGAGUCAGGCCCACUCACAUGAGAAACAUCCAAUGGUUUACUCAGUGAUUGAUUCUAUAAAAGACAUUGCCAGAUUUGGACAUGUGAAUACUUUGCGACCGUUUUUCGUUUCUAUUCUCAGUUUGGCUGGAAACAUCAGAGCGAACGAGAUCUUUUUUUGAUGUAAGAGUUUCUUACAUUCCUUGAACCGAUCGCGUUUCUCUCUUGUCGAACUCGCAAAGUCUGGUAACAAGAAAACAUUAUGGUUCUUCCAAGAAAGCUUCCCUUUGCUCCUCGCCUGGCGCAAAACAAGAUCUUUAUCGGAUGAUCUCAGAAAUCUGGCCAGAAUUGAUCUGGGCUUAUCUUCCUCAGCAGGUCUGUGAGCCGGCACUCUGUGAGCUCGCUCGAUUUCCAGCUUGUGGCCUGUUAUGUCGAGCAGACUCGGGAAGAGCUCGUCCAGGAAUUUCACCAUAUCUCUGCCCUCCUCAUGCUCAGGAAUUCCAACAAUUCGAACGUUAUUCCUGCGGCUUCUAUUUUCAAGAUCUUCAAGCUUUUCAAGGAGAUGUUCCAAACCAACUUUGGUCGCGGGCAGAUUAGCGGUUAAUUCCCUCUCCAAAGAUUCCAGAAAAUCGAUUCGUUUUUCAACAUCAGACACUCUUGUACCUAACUCAGAGAAUUUUAUUUCCAUCGCCGUAAUCGAUUGAUGUAUUACAGCGAGAUCCUCCAAGUCAGCAAGAAUCUUCGUCAACAUCACCGAUAUGUUGGACAACUGAUGCUGGAUCUCCUCUCCCACCGCGCCAUCCAAAUCAAGUCCCCGGUCUGUAGGCCUGUCGGGGCUUUCAUCCUGAACACGUAAGUGUCUUUUAAUAUCUCCAGAGCCCGAGGAUUUUUACUUCUUUGCCAUGUUUUGCAACAAAGGACAAAUGUGUAACUGGGUGUAUCAAAUUUCACCAGAUUAUAACAUGAGAAUAAUCGAAAAUUCAGCAAAGUGCGCAGAGCUCGUCGCUCACACGUUUGCUCCUUGCAUGGCAUCACCCCCGAAGUUCUACAAUUGUUGAUGUUAUUGUUGCCAUUUUAGGCACAAAGCCCUGUCAAGACUACCAGACACAGCUCAAGAUUAAAGCAAAAAGCAUCUUGAGGAAACAAAGGGAACAGACCAGUAAAUAUCUACAAAACAAGACACAAGCAAACUUCCAUUUUAUACCUCUUGUUUUAGAGUCAGAAUCUGUGGUCCAAACUCCACAAUGCAAGAUGAAACUGAAAAGCAAAAAGUUGCGGCCCAAAAAGCUGAGAGCUUACAUUCCAAAUGAGGAACAGGCUCUAUCACCAGCAGAUCUCCUGAAAUCGAAGGACAAGAACAUCCUGCUGAUCGGCAAACCUGGAAUUGGGAAAACUACAGUUGUCCAGCAAAUCUUGCAUAUGUUGACAGAGAAGGAUGAGCGAGAACCGGACUACAUGUUUUAUUUUGAUGAAAGUACUUUGUCCCAUAGUUCCAAUGUUGUGAAUUUGGAAUCUCUUUUGUUUGACAUGUAUUUAAAACCAAAGGAAAAAGACAGAAAUGAGGUGUUUCAAGAUAUAGAAGAAAACUCUGAGAAUGUUCUUAUUGUAUUUGAUGGUGCCACUUGUGUGCAAGAACAAUCUGUCAUAAAGAAGAUUAUGGACCACGAUCUUCUGCCUGAAGCGAAGGUCAUAAUGACAUACAGAUCAGAGGUGGAAGAUGAUCCCCUUUUCUCAGACUGGCCCACACAAAAAGUGUACGUUCAAGGUUUCAGUGAAGAGUCUAUCCGAACUUACUACCAGAAGAUGCUGGGUCAUGAUCCUGAUCUUUUAGAUGUUGUGUUGAACAAUCAAGAGCUCUUCAGUCUUAGCCACGUACCAAUGUAUGCAUUCAUAGUUGUAGCUUCCUUCCAUUUAAAAACGACACAGAUCUCAACCAUCCACACAAAGUCACGGAAAUGUACAUCCACAUUUUUUGUCAUGCUUUGAAGAAACAUGGGAAGACAACAAUUAGGCAAUUAGAUCAGUACCUGAGAAGGAUCAAAGAUCAGCUUUAUCCCCUGAUGAAAAAUGCUUUCAAUGCAACUCUUCAGAAUACUCUCAACCUUCCAGAUACAAACAGUGAUGAAACUGACAUAUGUCCAGUUUUUCUGAAAAACAUCACGAUAAGAGACUCCCUAACAUCUGCAAAGACUUAUUGUGCAUUUCUCCACAAUGCAAUGCAGGAAUUCUUCUCAGCUUUGUGGCUUCUUGGCAAUCCAGGCGAAAUUGAGAAAGUCCUGCAACUCUGUCAGACUGAGGAGAAUAAACACAUAAAACAUGUUCUUCCUUUUCUAAGCGGACUUCUGGGAGAACACAACAUCAAACUCCUCAAGUGUCUCUUCCCCGAGGAUCAGAUAAAGAAGACAUCUGAUUGGUUCAUUGAGAAGCUUGUUGACACAUUCCUCCAAUCUCAGAGCGAGAGUGACAAGGUUUUCUUUGAGUGUCAGUGCUUGUUUGAUCUUCAGUCAUCUAAAGCUUGCUUGAUGUUCCUGGAGAAGAUGGACCAUCAGCUUGACCCUCAAGUGGAUCUGGACCCUCAUCAGUGUUGUGCUUUGACUUAUGUGAUCAGUCAAUCCCAGUAUAAAGAGGUUUAUCUGAAUUUGGAGGACUGUAUCAUGUCUGACUUGGGGAUGAACAUGAUUCUCACCUGCUCAUCACAGAUUAGAUUAAACCUUUGGUUUGAUCCAUUCAAGCAAAUCAAAGUCUUAAAGGAAUUUUUCCAUGAAGCAUCACAGUGCAUGCAGAAGAAAUGUGGAAUUAUGACAUCAGAAUGCUAUUGCAACUCUUGUGAGCCAAUAUACAAUAACACCAUAGCUAUGAGUGAAUACCUGCUGGAUCUUUACUCGCAUGUGAUGGAUUAUGAGACUCAAACAGGCAGGAGUUUCCUUCCAGCAUUACAGCCAGUUUUCCAGUCAGCACCUGAUGUCUGGAUCAUAGAUCUCUCACACAGAAAGACCUCCCUCCUCCUAGAAGUUCUGAAACUCCAAACAGUGAAGAAACCAGUAGAGCUGAGAGGCUUUUCAGAGAAAGAGAGUAAAGUGAUGAGCCCUACAUCUCUAAACUGAGGUUUGGAAUACACUGUAAAAUGUCACUUUCAACUCAAAGGUCGACUCAUGUGCUCUUCAGGACUCGUAUCCCAGUUGAGCUACCACGCAAUUUGAUCACACUCGAACAAGCUUGUAAAUGUAGUUGAUAAUGUAAUGCAACCAUUAAAAUGUAUUGCCUUUCAAGUCAUGCACUAUUAUAAAAGUGUUUACAUGUCAUAAGAAGCAUUGCGUAAAGAACAGGGCGAAACUAAGUGUUUAUGAACUGAUAUAUGCUGUUUUACUCGUGAUUUGUUUGAAAGUGAAUAAAAAUCGUUGUUGUAGCGCCUGUAGUGUUAAUUUCACCAGGAAACUGCCGCAAUAUGUACAACGAGCCGCAAAAAAAUUAUUUAGCAAAAAUAUAGGUUUAGUCAUGUGAUUCUGUGGGACCAGGUUGAUUAAAAAAUUGGUUAAAUCCAAAGUUUUAUGGUUUUGGAAAAUCUACAACAACAAAUUUUUAUGACCAGGGACUAAAAACGAAAUGUUUUUCAUUUCGGUUCGUUCUGAGCAAAAACUGUAUUUUUUCGUUUCGGUUCAGAAGUUCCGCAGACUCCUUUCCAAAUGGUAACCAGUUAGAACAAAAUAAAAGAACGGUUAAUAACGUUCUUUUUAAAAUGACAGUACUCUGUGCUAUAGGGUGGGUAAAAUACCAAUUGCAGUAUUGCCAGAUAUCAGAAGAGAAACAAGCAAGCAUACAGUUAAUUAACAGUUAAGUAUAAUUUUCAUUACAGAUCUGCUUCUCAGUCAAAACCUGGCAGCAUCAAGUCUGUAUUAAUGCAUCAUACCUAACAGAAAAGUACUUUUUACCUCUAAUAAUGUUUUCCUUGUAUCUGGAUUAGCCAUGCAUGUAUAUGUACUGUAGUAAUUAUACUUAGUUGUUAAGAAGGUCUUCAUUCACUGAAUGUGACAUCCACAGCGGGCGAUUAGGCAAAGAAAUGUAUGAUGCAGCAGUUUCUUUCAGGAUAUUUAAUUUUUUUGGGGAACAUCAAGUGGUGUAGUUCCAAAAAUGUACUGUGAUAAACCCUUUGGCCUUUGGUUUCAUGAAAACAAUUAUCAGAAUGAAAUUAACCGGUUAUAACCAAUUACCAGCAUUUAAAAAUAACGUUUUCACUCCGGAACAAUUGAAAAUAACUUUGUUCCAGUUUUCGGUUACGUUCUGCAAAAAUAUUCCGUUCGUUUCCAGUUUCGUUCCUUCAACCGUUUUUAGUCCGUGAUUAUGAUAAAAAUUAAUACGAAAUAUUUAGGAUUCUGCACUGUUUCUAGGUCAAUAAACAAAGAAGCAAAUUAAAAAAGUAAAAUGCACUAGUUCUCACUAGUGGUCUUAGACUUUUGGACCCCACUGUAACAUAUAACUCUGUCUUUUUCUCAGCUGUAAUAAAUCUACAUUGCUUCAGUUUCUUACUCAUCUGGAGCCCAACAAGCUGAAUCUAUUUCCCAGGCCCUAGGUGAAAAAGUGGAUCUCAGUCAGACUCAGCUGGACCUGCAGGCUUGUAGAGGUCUGGCGCUGGUUCUGGAAUAUUCUGAAGGGUUGACAGAACUGAAUCUCAGCCAGUGUUGACUCACCAAUCAGUGCCUGGAUGUACUGCUGCCACACCUCUACAAAACACAAAACACUGAUAUAAGUAACAAUGACAUCACAAUGAUGAGGCUCUGAAAAUGACAAUACAGUGUUGUUUCCUCACAGCAGUAAUAUGAUGACAUAUAAGUUGCAAUUAUUCGGCUGGAAUGAAGAAACCAGAUGACGUGGAUAUAUUGUGUUGACAGGCAGCAUGGCCUGUGCCCAAAAAUCUGCUGUUGAGUAUCUCAGAAAUACCAGGAGGAAGCUGGUGGCUCAACUGCAAAACUUUCCUCUGAUCAUUGAGAAUCUUUAUCAGCAGAAUGUUUUCAAUGAACAUGAGGUUGAUGCUCUCAAAGCAGAGAGGACAGAGUUUGAUAAAGCCAGAUGUAUACUGGACUGGGUCACUAACAAAGGGGAAAUGGCCAGUUAUGAGUUACUCAAGAUUCUGGAUGUUACUCGGAAGAGGACGCUACAUUCUGAUUUACACUACUGGAUCAGCUGUUUUCCCUUUAGGGAAGAUGCAAAUUUUAACUAUUUAUUUGGCACAAAGCCUUGUGGGAAUUACAAAAUACAGCUCAAGAUGAAAGCAAAGAGUAUCCUGAAGAGCCAAAGGGUACAGAUAAAUAUCAGUAAAUAUCUACAAAAUAGGCUCCAAUGUAAAAAAGAGGAACAUUUCCAUUUCAUUCCUCUUGUUUUAGAGACCGACUCUAUGGUGGAAACUCCACAAUGCAAGAUGCAAAUGAAAAGCAAAAAGUGCAAAAAGUUGCGGCCCAAAAAGCUGAGAGCUUACAUUCCAAAUGAGGAACAGGCACUAUCACCAGCAGAUCUCCUGAAAUCACAGGACAAGAACAUCCUGCUGAUCGGCAAACCUGGAAUAGGAAAGACUACAGUUGUCCAGCAAACCUUGCACCUGUGGACAGAGAAGGAUGAGCGAGAACCGGACUACAUGUUUUACUUUGAUGAAAGUACUUUGUGCCAUAGUUCCAAUAUUGUGAAUUUGGAAUCUCUUUUGUUUGACAUGUAUUUAAAACCAAAGGAAAAAGACAGAAAUGAGGUGUUUCAAGAUAUAGAAGAAAACUCUGAGAAUGUCGUCAUAAUAUUUGAUGGUAUGAAGGAUGUGGAGGAGAAUUCAGUGUUGAAGAAGAUUAUGGACCACGGCGUUCUACCUGAGGCAAAAGUCAUAAUAACAUGCAGAUCAGAGGUGGAAGAUGAUCCCCUUUUCUCAGACUGGCCCACGUGGAAAGUGUGCGUUCUAGGGUUUAGCGAAGAGUCUAUCCGGAAUUACUACCAGAAGAUGUUGGGUGAUGAUGCUGAUCUUCUAGAUGUUGUGUUGAACAAUCAAGAGCUCUUCAGUCUUAGCCACGUACCAAUGUAUGCAUUCAUGGUUGUAAUAUCGAUUGCUUCAACAAAAGACAAAGCUCUCAGCCAUUCAAAUACAAUCACAGAAAUGUACAUCCACAUUUUUCGUCAUGCUUUGAGGAAACAUGGGAAGAAAACAAUUAGGCAAUUAGAUAAGUACCUGAAAAGUAUAAAAAAUCAGCUUUAUUCCCUGAUGAAAAACGCUUUCAAUGCAACAGUACAAAAAACUCUCAGCCUUCCAGAUACAAACAAUGAUGAAUCUGACAUAUUUUCAGUUUUUCUGAAAAACAUCACGAUAAGAGACUCCCUAACAUCUGCAAAGACUUACUGUGCAUUUCUCCACAACACAAUGCAGGAAUUCUUCUCAGCUUUGUGGCUUCUUGGCAAUCCAGGCGAAAUUGAGAAAGUCCUGCAACUCUGUCAGACUGAGGAGAAUAAACACAUAAAACAUGUUCUUCCUUUUCUAAGCGGACUUCUGGGAGAACACAACAUCAGACUCCUCAAGUGUCUCUUCCCCGAGGAUCAGAUAAAGAAGACGUCUGAUUGGUUCAUUGAGAAGCUUGUAGACACAUUCCUCCAAUCUCAGAACGAGAGUGACGAGGUUGAUGUUCUCUUUGUGUGUCAGUGCUUGUUUGAACUUCAGUCAUCUAAAGCUUGCUUGAUGUUCUUGGAGAAGAUUAACCAUCAGCUUGACCCUCAAGUGGAUCUGGAACCUCAUCAGUGUUGUGCUUUGGCUUAUGUGAUCAGUCAAUCCCAAUAUAAAGAGGUUUAUUUGAAUUUGGAGGACUGUACUAUCUCUGACUUCGGGAUCAACAUGAUUCUCACCUGCUCACCACUGAUUAGAUUACAGCUUUGGAUUGAGCCUUUAAAGCAAAUCACAUUCUUACUGGAAUUCUCCCAUAAAGCAUCACAGUGCAGGCAGCAGAAUGAUGGGAUUCUGACAUCACAAUGCUGUAGCACCUAUUUUACUCCUAGUUGCAGUAACAAACUAGAUCUGACUGAUGCACUGCUGAAUCUUUACUCACAUGUGAAGGACUUUGAGACUCAAACAGGCAGGAGUUUCCUUCCAGCAUUACAGGCAGUUUUCCAGUCAGCACCUGAUGCACCUUUCUCACAGAGAAAGAACUCUGUCCUUCUGGAAAUGCUAAAACUCCACACAGAGAAGAAAGCAGUAGAGUUGACUGAGGAUGGGUCUGAAUGGUUGCCUAGUUGCCCAGCAACUAGUCGAUUUGUGAGGUCUCCCUUAGAGUUUAUCUAGAUUUUUUCUUUGUUAUUUUUAGGUUUCAUGUUUUUAGUGGCGUUGCUUUAAAGGGGAUGAAUGUAGAGAUGCAACUUCUCUGAGAGGGUUUUAGUUUUCCGACCGCUAAAAUACAUAAAAGCUAAAAACAGCUUUAAAAAAAUCUAGAUAAACUCAUUCAGGCAACACACCAACAAGUCGAUUUUUUAAAUUUGUUUUAUUAUCUGUCACUUGAGAGGCUGUUCCAAGAGUCAGAAAUGAUCUAAACGAUCAACUAUGUUUAAAAACAUACAAGUGCCCCACCAAAGAUCACAUCCUAGUACCGUCCCUACAGAGAGUGAAGUGAUGAGUUGAGCCUGAUCUCAUUAAAAUGAUGUGACUGUGGCAACAUUUUUGCUAAAUAUUAUAUUACGUGGUUCACUACACAUAUCACGGAGGUUCCGAGGUGAAAUGUACACUGUGUGCUGAUAGUGAGUUAAUUUAAGUUAAUGCUCUGUUGAGUUUUUAAUAAACAAAACCAACCUCCCUACCCUAUAGUGAUGGGAAGAUCAGAUCAUUUUACUGACUUGGAUCUUUGAGUCUUGUUCAGCAAAAUGAUCGAAUCUUUAUUCAAGUCAUUUCAUUCAUUUGAGCAGAAUUAAAUAAAAAAAUUACAUUUUUAAAUAGCCAAAUCACCCCCCCCCCAACAUGUCUACUUAAGCAAACUUUGAUUAUAGUCCCAAUAAGGAAAAAAUUAUAAUGCAGCCAAGGACAAAUUAUGAGAAACUGAAAGAUUAGUUCACCUCUGGAAUCUUCUUGUCCGAGUCGUUUGUUCUUUUGUCAUGUGACAGCCGAACGAACGACUCGGACCAGAUGACUCAGGAGGUGAACUAAUCAUUUAUGUUUCUUGUGUGUGUGCAUAGCAUAUACGACUGUCACGUGACAAAAGAACGGAUGACUCGGACCACAAGAGUUGAAAGGUGAACUAAUCAUUUCUGUUUCCUGUACAGCGCCUAUGCGGUUUUCACGUAACAAACGAACGGAGGUUGCGCAAUGCACAUGCGCGGCCAACACAAAAUAAACGAAUCACUCUCUGAGACUACUCGUUUUUCUGAGUCACAUAAAAGAUUCGUUCAAAAUGAAAGAAUCGAUCAUGAACGACCUAUCACUAUUAUCCUAAACUUUAAACCUAAACCUAACUGAUAGUGUCAGAAAAAGCCAAUAUACAGGAAAAACUUCAUUUUGUGGUACUUCUACAACACGGCUCACGUCUCGACUCGCAUGCUCUUCAGGACUCGUAUUCCAGUCCUAUGCAUCACAAGUACAACGCUCUAUAAGUUGAGCUACCGUGCAAUUUGAACACACAUAAACAAGCUUGUAAAUGUAGUUGGUUAUAAUGAAAAUGUUAAAAUGUAUGUUUCGCCUUAUAAGUCAUGCGCUAUAGUAAAAGUGUUUAGAUGUCAUAAGAUAGCCUAUUUGGCAGGAUUGGCAUUCCAGCAGCGGUCUUCCACCCCUGAGCGCCCAGCUGUGGCACAAACCCACCCCCGAUGUGACAGUCUCCACGGGUCACGAGGACAGGCCUCUUCCUCCCUCGUCCCAGGGGUGGUCACAAGGAGCCAGUUAAGUACUUCGAUGUCCCUGAACUCAGCACGGCCACGACAUGGUGUGGCACCUCGAGCUCCGCCCUGCCGUGAGGCCCCACCCGCCGGAACGUCCGACGAGACUGUCCCUUUGGUCACCCUCGCGCGGAGCUUGGAUGCAUGGCUUGCACUUUCCAAUCCAUCAUGGCUGGUCCGGAUUGUCCGACUCGGUUACGCGAUUCAGUUCGCUAGGCAUCCCCCCAGGUUCAGUGGUAUCCACUUCACCUUGGUGAAGGACGAAAACACUGCUGCCUCGCGUGCGGAGAUCGCCACCCUCCUACGGAAGGAUGCGAUAGAGCCUGUCCCUCCGGCUGAGAUGAAGAAGGGGUUUUACAGCCCCUACUUCAUCGUACCAAAAAAAGGCGGUGGGUUGCGGCCAAUAUUGAACCUGUGAGUACUGAACCGGGCUUUACUCAGACUCCCGUUCAAGAUGCUGACGCAAAAAUGCAUUCUGGCGAGCGUCCGGCAUCAAGAUUGAUUUGCGGCGGUAGACCUGAAGGACGCGUAUUUUCACGUCUCGAUUCUACCUCGACACAGACCUUUCCUGCUGUUUGCAUUCGAGGGUCAGGCGUAUCAGUACAAGGUCCUCCCUUUCGGCCUGUCCUUGUUUCCUUGCGUCUUUCAUGAAGGUCGCAGAGGCAGCCUUUGCCCCGUUAAGGGAAGUGGGCAUACGCAUUCUCAACUAUCUCGACGACUGGCUAAUCCUAGCUCACUCUUGGGGCAUGUUGUGUGCACAAUGGGACUUGGUGCUCUCACAGCUCAGCCGACUAGGGCUUUGGGUCAACUGGGAAAAGAGCAAGCUCCUCCUGAUUCAGAGCAUCUCUUUCCUCGGUUUGGAGUUGGACUCAGUCUCUUUGACAGUGCACCUCACAAACGAGUGCGCCCAGUUUGAAGGUGUUCAAACAGAAAACAGCGGUUCCGUUGAAACUCUUUCAGAGGCUCCCGGGGCAUAUGGCAACCUCAGCGGUGGCCACCCCGCUCGGGUUAAUGCAUAUGAGACCACUUCAGCACUGGCUGAGAUGGGCAUGGUGCCGCGGGACACAUCGCGUGGUCAUCACGCCGGUCUGUCACCGUCUUUUUAGCCCUUGGACCGACCGGUUUUGGCCGUUGAUCCAGGGCUGCUUGCCUGCUUGUGUUUUAGUUCGGACAGACAACACGGCAACGGUAGCAUAUGUCAACCGCCAAGGUGGUCUGCACUCUCGUUGUAUGUCACAACUCGCCCACCGUCUCCUCCUCUGGAGUCAGCAGCACCUCAAGUCGCUGCGAGCCACUCACAUCCCGGGCAACCUCAACACUACAGCGGACGCGCUUUCACGGCAGGUUACCUUCAGGGGAGAGUGGAGACUCCACCCUCAGGUGGUCCAGCUGAUUUGGAGUCAAUUCGGACAGGCACAGGUGCACCUGUUCACCUCCCAAGAAUCCUCCCACUGCCCCUCUGGUAUGCCCACACCGAGGCCCCCCUCAGCAUAGACACACUGGCACACAGCUGGCCCCCUGGCCUGCGCAAAUAUGCAUUUCCCCCAGUGAGCCUACUUGUACAGACCCUGUGCAAGGUCAGGGAGGACGAGGAGCAGGUCGUCCUGGUAGCACCCUACUGGCCCACCCAGACGUGUUUCUCAGACCUUACACUCCCCUGAGGAAGGACCUUCUUUCUCAGGGACAGGGCACCAUCUGGCACCCACGAUCAGACCUCUGGAAUCUCCAUGUCUGGCCCCUGGACGGGAUGCGGAAGACCUAAGCGGUCUACCACCCACGGUGGUAGACACGAUCACUCAGGCUAGAGCCCCCUCUAUGAGGCGCCUGUAUGCCUUUAAGUGGCGUCUGUUCACAAAGUGGUGUUCUUCCUGACGGGAAGACCCCCAGAGAUGCGUAGUCGGAUCAGUGCUUUUCUUCCUGCAGGAGAGGUUGGAAAGGAGGCUGUCCCCUUCCACCUUGAAGGUGUACGUUGCCGCCAUAGCAGUACACCACGACACAGUCGAUGGUAAGCACGACCUGAUCAUCAGUUUCCUGAGAGGCGCCAUGAGGCUGAAUCCCUCCAGACCACACCUCGUCCCCUCAUGGGACCUCUCUGUAGUUCUUCAGGGUCUACAGAGAGUCCCCUUUGAGCCUUUGCAGUCAGCUGAGCUUAAGGCACUCUCCUUGAAGACCGCCCUCCUAAAUGCACUCACUUCCAUCAAGAGGGUAGGAGACCUGCAAGCGUUUUCUGUCAGCGAAACGUGCCUGGAUUUCGGUCCGGGCUACUCUCAAGUGAUCCUGAGACCCCAACCGGGCUAUAUGCCCAAGGCUCCCGCGACCCCUUUUAGGGAUCAGGUGGUGAGCCUGCGAGCGCUGCCCCAGGAGGAGGCAGACCCAGCUCUAUCGUUGCUGUGUCCGGUGCGCGCUUUAUGCAUCUAUUUGGAUCGCACGCAGAGCUUUAGAAUCUCUGAGCAGCUCUUUGUCUGAUUUGGUACACAGCGGAAAGGAAGCGCUGUCUCCAAACAGAGGAUCACUCACUGGCUCAUUGACGCCAUAGCUAUGACAUAUCACACCCAGGACAUGCUACCCCCGGUAGGGCUAUGAGCCCAUUCUACCAGGGGUGCAGCGGCCUCCUGGGUCCUGGCCAGGGGUGCCUCUCUAACAGACAUUUGCAGAGCAGUGGGCUGGGCAACACCCAACACAUUUGCAAAGUUCUACAACCUCUGGGUGGAACCGGUUUCAUAAACUUUGUUCCCUGGUUGACUUCCUCCGAGCCCUGUGGCAGUCGAGUUUUUGGAGAGAAUCGCUGCUGGCCCAGUACACGUGCUAACUAAGAGUCCUGUUCUGGGGUAGGUGCUCCGCAUGUGGCGGUUCCCUGUAAGGCUAACCCCAUGCGAUGUAUAUCUUCUGCUAAUUCGUUUCCCUGUUGGCAAACUGCAUCUUCCUUGGGCAGAGCCCCUCUGCCCCAGUCUCCAUGUUUGUAGUAACUCCUCCCCCGUUGGGUAGGAUCUACCUUGAAGACUCUCCACAUGGUCGGAAAGACCAUGUGAUGUAUUUUUCCACUUAAAUAUCACCCCCUCACUUUGGAUGAGGUGUGGUCUCCACGGUGUCCUCCCCUUGGGAGGGACACCCCCUGACUAGACCUGGAGGCCCAGUCGGAUAAUUCCCAUUCUUUUUUAAGGAGUGGAAAAAAGGGGAAAAGAGGCCACGACUGGGUUAGCCUGUCUCUCUAUCUUUUGGGAGUCGACACUCAUAACUAUGUUGGGGGAGGUAACGUGUCGACCUGGUGUGCUGGCUACGAGGCACACAGUGGUCUGCCCGCCACACACUGCCAGUUCACGUAACACAGUUCAGCCAGUUGUGGCGUUUCGUAUAGGGACCCCUAGUGUCACUACAUCGACACAACGUUGAGUGAGUGACAGAUAGGGAAUGUCAUGGUUACUUGUGUAACCUCCAUUCCCUGAUGGAGGGAACGAGACGUUGUGUCCCUCCUGCCACAACGCUGAACUACCCGCUGAAAUGGCCGGACCUUGUCUUGGCUCCUCAGCAUAAAACCUGAAUGAGUGGUUGCAUACCAGCUCCUUUUAUACCUGUAUGUCCAGUGGAGUGGCAUGCAAAUACCACUCGCCAAUUUUCAUUGGCCUUUUAUCAAAGACCAGAGGUGUCUCGGGCUCCCAAGAGUGACCCCUAGUGUCACUACAUUGACACAAUGUCUCGUUCCCUCCAUCAGGGAACGGAGGUUACACAAGUAACCAUGACGGUUCUUCUGGAAUAAAUUUGGAAAAAAUUGUACAGUGAACAAAGAUGUGAAUAUUAAACUGAUAUUCUCUGUCCAUGUGCUCUUUUCAUUGUAAACAAUAAACCUUGUUAUUUAAACCUUUUAUAUAAUCUGAAAAUGUGUAUCCAUUUAUAUCUCCCAUUUUCUCCUUGAAAUGGGUUUGAUCAUAGGCAUAAUUUAUGGGUGGGACAUGUCCCCACCACUUUUUACCAUGGCCAAUUAUGUCCCCACCACUUUUUGAAAUAGCUUUUGUCAGGUAUAAACUCCUUUCCAGUGUAAACAACAACAAAAAAUGCAAACAAACGUGUCCCCGCUAAUGAAGUACAUACACUAACGUGCAGAUGCAAUCUUGGUUUAUUCAAAUAAAAAAAUAUAUUAGGUAUAUAAGAUACCUAACAAUGAACAAUAUAAGAUAUUGUUUGCAGAACAAAAAAAUUACCUCCAGACCACUUCAAACCAAUUCAAAAUCUGUGUUGAUCUAUAAAUGUAUCUACCAGGAGUGGCAAAUGUAGGAAUGACAUUUUCAAAUUAAAUAGUAAAAUGUUCAUUUGAACACUUGAUUUGGUCAGCAAAAAGUUUAAAUGUUUUUUUUCUUCUUACAUUUCUAAUUGUAAUGUCAUUGUUUACAGUUCAGUUUUGACUUUUUGAAAAAUUAGCAAAUUAUCUCCUACAGAAAUAAUCUGUAGAUCAGCGUUUCCCAACCGGGGUGCUGUGGCUGUCUAGCGAGAUCAGGGUUGCUGUGUGAAAAAUCCUUCAAGCAUUCCUAAAAUCCAAAAAUGCAUGUACAUUUUUUUUUUCAAAACAGAAUAUCAUACAUUACUCAAUAGUAACAAAUAAUAAUAAUAAUAAUGUUUCUCUCUCUUUAUCUCUCACUCAUGCGAAGAAUUCCACAGCCCAUUGGAUGCUCAACGAGUGCGCAGUGAGGCAAGGAAACGCAAGUGAGCGACGUGAUAUAACAAUAGCUCCUGUUUAUAAUAAAUUAAGCUGUCUACAUUGCAAGCACACAACAGCGAAGUGAUCUAGUUUUGCCUCGUCACAUCGUGGCACUCACUCAUAUUACAGCAACUUUGACAAGACAGACAGAAAUAGCAAAAUUAUUUGUGUUGUGCUAUCGGAGCAGCUGCAGGGUGAAGAGAAACAUUUAAAACAAUCUGAUUAUCGUGUUAAACACCUGAUACAUCUCUCAUCUCCAUCUGACAUAUACAAGUAUUUCCUUUGCCUUGUGAAUCAGUCAUUUAAUAAUAAGUAGUCACCCUUUACAUAAUUUAAAUACUAUAUUAAUAAUAUAAUAUUCAAAAUAUCAUGUUAUAAUCUAUCUUUAAUAUACAUAUUAUAAUCUAUUUUCAGUAAACAUCAUAACUAAUGUAGCAGCAAGGUCUCCUCUUUCAGGAUUUCAUCUGUUAAUUUCCAGUACAUUUUGUCAUCUUUAAACUGAAGAGCAUUGACUAAUUAAAGGGAUACCAUUGAACUUUUUAAGGGAUAGUUUGAAUGAAAAAUGAAAAUUCUGUCAUCACUUAUUACUCACCUUCAUGUUUUUGCGAACCCAUAUGACUUUCUUUUAUCCGUGGAGUUAAAAAAGGAGAUGUUAGGCAAAAUGUUAGUCUCAGUCACUAUUUACUUUCAU
Messenger RNA from Myxocyprinus asiaticus (Chinese sucker), 15760 nucleotides. RefSeq lists its product as uncharacterized. The record is from RefSeq and is a predicted model, not a curated record. NCBI's taxonomy places the organism in Eukaryota, Metazoa, Chordata, Actinopteri, Cypriniformes, Catostomidae. Bases 6400 to 8805 code for a protein of 801 amino acids. Gene Ontology annotation, biological process: regulation of apoptotic process. The transcript is spliced from 7 exons.